AUUACAAAUGUCAAUAAUGCUGAAAACAAGAGAAAUGCCCAAAAUAUCUUCGUUAUUGGCAGUAGCAUUAAUUGCUCUGACCAUAUGCAACGGCUCUGCGCAACAACCGCAACCAGCACCGCCGACGGGAACCCCAACCCCGGCGGCGCUACCUCGGCCCGCCCAAGAGUUCCUGGACGCCCACAACCGAGCAAGAACGGAAGUCGGAGUGGGGCCACUGGCAUGGAGCCAGACGCUUGCCAAUGCCACCAGCCUGGCGGUGCGCGUGCAGAGAGACAAACAGAACUGCAGCUUCGCCGACUUGAGCGGCAGCAAGUACGGCGGCAACCAGCUGUGGGCGGGAGGGAUGGCGGUGACGCCGCGGACGGCGGUGGAGCACUGGGUGGGGGAGAAGAACUUCUACAGCUACGCCAACAAUUCUUGCAUCUCCGACCACAAAUGCGGCGUGUACACUCAGGUGGUUUGGAAGGAGUCGGUGGAAUUGGGCUGCGCUCAGGCGACCUGCGCCAAAGGGCAGACCACCUUAACCAUAUGUUUCUACAACCCUCCGGGUAACAUUGUCGGAGAAAGACCGUACUGAUGAUAGAUGACGUGUCUCUUUCUCCUUCCAUCUUUGUCAAGAAUCAUUCAAUCAUUCAAGCUUCCUCAUUUCUAGCCUUGAAAAAUAAGAGUUGGGUUUGUAUGCAAGUCAUACAGAGUAUAAUGGUAUGGUUGAAAACUUUGGGUUCCAUUCUUAAUAUAUUACACCUUCCAUU
Cuscuta campestris is the source of this 755-nucleotide messenger RNA. Lineage: Eukaryota; Viridiplantae; Streptophyta; Magnoliopsida; Solanales; Convolvulaceae. The record is from the annotation of a GenBank genome assembly.